AAUAUUUCAUUCUAAAACGGUGAAAUAUUUUACCAUUCCGAUUUCAAAAUGGAAGCAGUUAUUUUUAACGCUAAGGAGAAAAAACUCCAAUUGUCUCGAGUUCCAAUACCGAAAAUUUCCGAGCCUGACCAAGUUUUGAUCAAAGUGGCAUAUUCCGGAAUAUGCGGCACUGAUCUGCAUAUUAUUCAGGGCGAGUUUCCAUGCAAUGAAAAUGUACCAUUCACCUUGGGCCAUGAGUUUUCUGGUACGGUGGUUGAUGUUGGAGCCAACGUUGCCAUUUUCAAAAAAGGGGAUCGAGUUGCCGUCAAUCCAAAUUUGGGUUGUUCGUGUUGCGAUUUUUGCCAUAAUGGUCAACCACACUUUUGUCCCUCCGGAGGCUUGAGCAACACCAUAGGGCUUUACAGAGAUGGAGGAUGGGCUGCCUAUGUGUUGGCUCCGAUAACUCAAGUUCACAAAUUAUCCGCAAACAUCACUUUGGAGCAAGCUGCCCUUGCUGAGCCCUUAUCUUGCUUGGCCCAUGGAUGGGACAUCAUCAGCCCAAUAACGGUCGGAAUGAAAAUUCUGGUUACAGGAGCCGGUAUCAUAGGAAACUUAUGGGUCAGUGUUCUUCAUCAUCAAGGUCACAGGAACGUGACCGUUUCUGAGCCGAAUCUCAGCAGACUACAACACCUAAAAAAGCUGAAUACCGGAUUCCAGUUAAUUACUCCCGAAGAACUGAAGAAGAAUCAACAGAAAGAUUCCAAUUAUUUGUUCGAUCUCAUUAUCGAUUGCAGUGGUUACCCACCUGCUAUUGAACAUGCGGUAUCUCUGCUGCAAAGAGGUGGUAAACUAUGUUGUUUUGGAGUAGCACCACCACAUGGAGAAAUCAAGAUCAAACCAUUCGAUAUUUUCAUGAAGGAGCUGAAAAUAUAUGGUGUUCUCAUAAACCCGUUCACUUUUCCCAAGUCUUUCGGACUUCUUGAAGCUAUGGGAGAUAGGUACUUGGUCUAUGAACAUUUGGGAAUAAAAACAUUCGCACUCAAGGAAUACAAGGAAGCGAUACAGUUACUGAAGCAAGGAACUAUCGCCAAAGCUGUGUUCAAAUUUGAAUAUAAUGAAUUGAAUAAUUAUAAAAUGACAAACAAUUUUUAAU
Molecule: messenger RNA, 1132 nt
Organism: Phaedon cochleariae (mustard beetle)
Lineage: Eukaryota; Metazoa; Arthropoda; Insecta; Coleoptera; Chrysomelidae
Source: the annotation of a GenBank genome assembly